Messenger RNA from Hyla sarda, 2476 nucleotides. It is a transcript of the gene GSS, whose product is annotated as glutathione synthetase. The transcript has 13 exons. The coding region runs from base 157 to 1581 and encodes 474 amino acids. NCBI's taxonomy places the organism in Eukaryota, Metazoa, Chordata, Amphibia, Anura, Hylidae. Gene Ontology annotation, molecular function: glutathione binding; ATP binding; glutathione synthase activity. The record is from RefSeq and is a predicted model, not a curated record. Gene Ontology annotation, cellular component: cytosol. Gene Ontology annotation, biological process: glutathione biosynthetic process.
UACGUCACACCAUGUGCGUUCCAAGCCUCGAUCUGCCAACCAAUCAAGAAGAUGCAUUUGGGUGAGGCUCCUCCCUCUCAUGUUGCUGUCCUGAAGUGUCUGACACAUAGCUGGGGAGACUGAAGAAGUGGAAGGAACCGGUGAGUCCUCUCCAAAAUGGCCGAUUUAUGGACAGAUGUAUACAGUGAUGCAAAACUGUGUGAGGAGAUAGUCCCCAUUGCUAUUGACGCAGCACUCCUGCAAGGAAUUGUUAUGAGAACGAAGGAAAGCCCAAAUUCGUCUGAUGUGGUGAAUUUUGCUCCGUUCACAUUGCUUCCUUCUCCUGUACAGAGAAGCCUCUUUGAACAAGCAAAGUCUGUCCAAGAAGAUUUUAACCUACUGGUGGACCGCCUCAGCCAGAACCCCUCUUUCCUGGAAAAUACACUAUUGAGCACUAUAAAAGUGGACGACUUUAUAGAGAAGCUUUUCAAAAUUUACAGGCAGGUGCUGGCCGAAGGCUUGGCUCAGACUGUGUUUUUAGGCAUCAAUCGCUCAGACUACAUGUUUGACUGCAGAGCGGAUGGGACCACAGCUUUGAAACAGAUUGAGAUCAAUACUAUUGCUGCAAGCUUUGGGGGGCUCUCGUCUCGGACCCCUGCGGUGCACCAACACGUCCUAAGGGCACUUGACAAACCAGAAGAAGCUUGUAAAAUUCUGCCAAACGCCCCAGCUCUUGGGAUAUCCAGAGGGAUUGCGAGGGCAUGGGAGCUGUAUGGCUCACAAAAGGCCGUUGUUAUGUUUUUGGUUGAGAAUGUACAGAGGAACAUAUUUGAUCACCGGUACAUUGAGAACGAGCUGUGGAACAGAAAUAUCAAAGUGAUCAGGAGACGUCUCUCGGAUGUCUAUGAGAGGGGAUCUCUGGAUGAAAAGAAAUGUCUAUACGUGGACGGAUAUGAAGUUGCGGUCGCGUAUUUCAGAACUGGAUACAUGCCUCAGGAUUACACUGAGCAGGCUUGGGAAGCUCGACUUAUGAUGGAAAGGUCCAGAGCAGUGAAAUGCCCAGAUGUGGCAACCCAGCUGGUUGGUACCAAGAAGGUGCAACAGGAACUGAGCCGCCCGCUGGUCCUGGAAAAGUUCCUGCCGGACCAACCCAAAGCCGUGUCCCGAAUGAGAGAGACCUUCGCUGGCCUCUACUCCUUGGAUAUUGGUGAAGAAGGAGACCAGACUGUGAAAAUUGCACUGGCGAACCCAGACCGAUACGUCUUAAAGCCGCAAAGAGAAGGCGGAGGUAAUAAUAUCUACGGCGAUGAAAUAAGAGAAGUGCUAGAAAGGGUUAAAGACGGCAGCGAGCGCACGUCCUACAUACUCAUGGAUAAGAUUAAGCCUCAGCCGGUAAGGAGCUGUCUAUUGAGAGCCAAUGGCAAACUACAAGUGUCAGAAUGCAUCAGCGAGCUGGGGAUGUUCGGUGUAUAUGUGAGGCAAGGUGAAAAGAUGGUUCUCAAUGAACGGGUGGGUCAUCUUCUCCGAACAAAAGCCAUUGAACACGAUGAUGGUGGGGUGGCAGCUGGGGUCGCAGUCCUGGACAAUCCUUACCUUGUUUAACACAUGUUUAAUCUACUGUGACUUCUAAUACUCAAUGUGCCUACGCUGACCCCUGCUGGACACUGGAGGAACUUUUGUAUAUCUGCUUAUUGAAGGCCCAUGCGUUACUUUUUUAGGUUCUUUGUUAUCUUCUGGAUGUUUCUAUUUAUUUAUGGGGGCCACGUAAGACUGGGAUUUUAUACAAGGCAUAGUAAUUAUGAACGAAAAUAGAACGCUUCCUGGUAUUAAGAAAAAAAAAAAAAAAACUCAUGUGGGCACAGAUCUCUCCAUAUCAGCAAGGGCUUCCCCCUCAACCCCUCCUGUCUGCUGAGGACCAGACCAGUGAUGUGAAGAGGGGGAGCUCAUAUUACUGCUCAUUGGAUUCUAAGGCUAUAAUCACCCUAGCCCUUAAAGUUACCUGCCAGCGUGUUAAACUUUUCUCUGCCUUAUGCCACCUUGUGAUAGAGAAUAAGACAUCAGGAUCUUCAACUUCUUGGUUGGCUUACUUUUAACCCACCACCUAUUUGUUUUUUAGCUGUACCUUGUCUUGUAGACUUUUUUUUUUUUUUUUUUACAAAACUGAAAAAGUUUUUGGCAUUAAUUGGGCAAAAAUGUUAAUGCUCUUAAUUUUAGUAAAUUCCCCCUUCCAAUAUUUCUUUCAAGCCAAUUAUGUGUCACUAAAUCCUUUUGUUCUGUGGUCAAUGUGAAGUUCUAUGAUGUAUCAUAAUUUUUACCUUUUUGAUAUGUUACUUUUCAGCUCCAUCUUGCUGCUAUGAAAUUUAGUUUUUAAAUGAAUAAAUGUAUCAUAUGUAGAUAUGUGAUUUAAAAGAACAUUAAAGAUGAUUGUCAGAAGAAUUAUUUGACAGAUUCCCUACAGACCAGCAUGGAUGAUUCAAUUGUAUCAGAAUACGUUAAA